CCAACCAAUUGAGGGCUCGGCUAUCAGAGAAGCAACAUGGCGGGCGGAUCAGAAGACGUCUCUGCGUACAUCGAGCAAUUUCGGCUUAUCAAUGAGCCCACAAACCAUUGGGAUGCCAGGAAAAAGUUCUUGUUGAAUAACUGGGAUGAUUACCCUGAAAUGCAGUUAGUUUCAUUGUCUAUGGUUUGGGCUAAUAUGCAGUUUGAUGGCUGCAAAUACUCCCCUGAACUCAUGGACAGGGUGCAGGACAUGGCGGCAGGCAUCUCUGAUCAACCUACAAUUGCAUCUAGGAGGUCAUCGUCCAACGUAAGACCUCAAGGGCCUUCACUCGUAAUAGGAUCAUCAUGUCCAAUGCAAGAUCCAAAUGAGAAACACUCGCCCAACAGUGCUGCGAGCCAACAUCCUUUUUCACUAUCUGGUAUUGAAGGUGGUAGAAGCACUUCUGAGACAGGAUUACAGAAGCUUGCAAAAGGCAAGGAUGUCAGCGGAAAUGAUAUCACCAUCAGCAAAGACACACCUCUCAUUCCAAUCUGUCCAAGUGGUGAUCAACAAUUCCACCAGUUGAUUAGAAUAUGUAGCAGACUUAAAGAGAUAGAUUUGAAAGGUAGAACAGAUAAGCAGAUUAGAGCAGCACUCUUAAAUUUCCUUUGUAAACCACAGCAUCACAGCAGAUAUGAAUUUUGUCAAGUUGUUGGAAAACAGAAAGAGAAGGGAUGGAGGGCCUUUUUCAUUUUAGGUGAGGUACUUUGUUCAACUGGUGUUGAUAGUUCAAAGAAAGCAAGCAAGGAAAAGGCAUUGACAUUGUUUGAAACAUUAGUGAAAUAUCACCAAUUUAUAGCACUUCAAAAAAGUUGCUGUAAGGAAGCUAAUGAGCAUGGAAUUGUGUAUGAAUUGAUUUUUAUGGAUGAACGGCCAUUACAGAUGUGUACAACAAGCAUAGCCCAAGAUCUCAAUCAAGAACAGAGUGUAGAUUCAACUUCUUCUACCGUUGAAGAUAUUGAGAAAGACGAUAGGAAGGUCAUAUCUGCAGAAUCCAUCCUAGAAUCUUUGCCACAUCAAUUUGCAAACCAUAGUCUGAAUUCCUUCAUCAACCCAGCUCCCAAGAUACCUGGCUUUGUCUUGUAUGAGUCAAGAGAAGAUGAAGAGAAGCUUGGUGAUCAUACUAGUAAUCCUGUUUGUAAAGUUGUCAACUCGUGCUCUAUGUGUAAAGUACCUUGUGAGUUUAUGUCAAAAAGGUGUGAAAUUAGUCGAGGCAUUGAGGGAAUUGUUUGUACAGUGUUCAUCUGUCAUGAGAAUAUUGCCACGGGCCUUGCCUUUACGGUACGGCAUGCUAAGCAUCUUGCUGCUCACAAUGCUAUCAAGGCUCUAAAGAUGACCAACCCUGUCCUGGUGAAGACAUCUACAGGAGAUGGUACAUCCAUUGAGAGGGACGAGUUAGCAGGAGGGGGCGGUGCAUCUGCAUCCAAAGGAGAAAUGCUUCCAGAAACCAACGUUGGUCACAAGCUCUUGAAGAUGAUGGGUUGGAAGGGGGAUGGGGCUGGUUUAGGGAAAAGAGAAGAUGGAAGGGCAAUUCCUGUUGAAGCUACUGGUUCUGGCUCGAGAUCCAAGAAAGGGCUGGGUUGUGACACAGACUCCUUGCGAAACCCACAGACAAACAACCUGGAUGACCGCAAGGUUUUCAGAUUCCUGCAAGAUUUUGCCCAUUCAGAGCGGGAAGAUGAACUAGUCUUUAGCUCUGAGCUAAGUAAAGAUGACAGAAAAAAGUUACAUAGCAUAGCUUUAAAGCUUGGAUUAAAGAGCAAGUCAAGGGGUAAGAAUGAAUCAAGAUAUCUGAUCAUAGGUAGAAAGUGGAAUGUUGGUAACUUGGUUCAAGCAGUUGAAGAGAAAGGUGGUAGUAUGGGUGGCUAUCAGUUACAUGGUCCACCAAUGUAAGCUUUAGUAGAGGAUUUGCUGUUCCAAAUAAAUAGUCUUGUAAUAUUCAGUCCAUGUAAACACAUAUGUACAUGUAAUGUUUCAAUAAUCAAGACACCCAAGUGUGUUCUUCUAUUUAUAGUCAUUGUGCCUUUUAAUUCUGUAAAGUAAAAACAAUCGCAAGAUCCCUGUAUUGAUUGUUAGGUGGGUCUUUUUUCAGAAAUGUCUGAACUGCAUGUACUGGUACUUUGAUUAGAUUGGUGGGUUUAUAGAAAUCAACUGCUUUUACUUUUAACAUUGUUUGAUGUAUAAUUCUCAUGGAUUUACCAACAUUUCUAUUUUGGAUUACCCAAUGCUUAUGGUUCUGAGUUUCUUACCAAAGAAUUUCUUAAUAUUAACUUGAUUUUUUUUUCACCAAGUAGUCUGAUACAAAUGUAUGUGUUAUUUUCAUUAACUAAGUAGGAAGUACGGACGGGGUCAUUCAUUUUUUGUCUAGCAAGGGCUGAAACCACCUUAUUACACUACCUGUAACUUCAGUGUAGAUGUAUAAUGCGUCCCACAAAAAAAGAAACCAAGAUAUAUCCAUGAUUUAUCAUAACUUAAUCACAAAUACAUGUACAAUAGACAAAUAACCUACCAUUGUAAAGCUUAGAAUCUCCUCUUUCAUCUGAAAUUACUAAGAUUAUUUUUCAUUCACGCAUGAGUGAGCAAACACAAUUUCAAGAGGGCAUACCAAAUAGUCACUUGGCUGGCUGUAUCUGGGUUUCAAAAGAAAACCACAUUUCCAAAAGUUCAAUAUUUUAAGUUUAAUGAAUGACAUUACAGAAAAACAAGCAUUGUUUCAAGGAAACAUGACUUGUUUACUUCUUGAAAAUUUUCUGUGAUUGAGGUAUUAAAUAAAAGAGCAGAUUUUUGAACUUUCAAGGCAUGUGAUUUUCUUUUGAAAUUCAGAUGCCCCCCGCCAAAUGAGUUUUUGGUAUCAUUUAUUCAAAUUGUUUUUGCUCACAAUGAGGAAUAAUCAAAGUAAUAUCAGAAGAAAGAGGAGAUUCUAAGAUUUUCAUUGGAAGGUCAUUUGUCUAUUCUAUUUAUGAUUACCGUAGGUUGAUAAAUCAUCGCUAAAUCUCGGGUUUCAUUUUUUGUGGGAUGCACUGUACAUAAAAUUGGUGAAACAAAACUAUGAAAAUAUGUACGUGUACAUUAAUGAACUUUUCUACUUGCUAAUAGUUGCUAUUAUUAUUAAAGUGAUCCAUGUGGCCCAAUUUUCACUUGUAAUUGAAUCCAAGUCAAUUUACCGGUAUGUUUGCUAUUACAUGUAUUUUCAAGAAUCAGAAUUAUGUAAGGAAUUUGGGUCAAUAUCAGCAUUGGAUUUUUUUCUCAUGAAAUAAUCAUUUUGUUAUAGCAGUCUCUUAAAAGUUCCACUAGUAUUGUUGAAUAAAUUUGUAGUUUAAUUAUGUUGCCAUUUUCCUGAUUUCCUCAGAUGAAUCCCAUUUAUGAAAUAAAAGUUCUUCUAGUGUUUACCACAAAUGCAGUUUAGGACCCGGUUUCAAAAAGACUUACGAAUAUUACAUGUACGUUAACUUUGCCCAGAUCGUAAAGAAUUUAGCUUUUAUGGUACUACCAUGACAACAGGCAAUCACAGAGAGUUCCCAUUGUAGAAAACAACCAUAACAGCAAAAUUCUUUAUGAACGAGGCCUUGAUUUGUUGCUAGUUAAAUUACAUUCUUUUAAAAAAAUGUUUUUUAGUUUGCGGUAUUCAGUCUUUACAUUUUUAUCUUUGUUUUCGAAUGUGUAUGUUCAGAUUUUGCAUAAAAUGUUGCGAAAUGAA
Molecule: messenger RNA, 3736 nt
Organism: Lytechinus variegatus (green sea urchin)
Lineage: Eukaryota; Metazoa; Echinodermata; Echinoidea; Temnopleuroida; Toxopneustidae
Exons: 2
Coding region: 37-1932 (631 amino acids)
Molecular function (GO): nucleic acid binding
Source: RefSeq, a predicted model, not a curated record